Messenger RNA from Tetranychus urticae (two-spotted spider mite), 2815 nucleotides. Its product is annotated as dymeclin. Gene Ontology annotation, cellular component: Golgi apparatus. The record is from RefSeq and is a predicted model, not a curated record. Lineage: Eukaryota; Metazoa; Arthropoda; Arachnida; Trombidiformes; Tetranychidae. Gene Ontology annotation, biological process: Golgi organization.
UUCUUUUUUUUCAAGACCUAACAUUACAUUAUCUAAUUUAAUUUAAAUUAAUUUGUAGCCCUGUUGUCCAUCCAAUUUUUUAAUUGAUCUUUUGUAUGCAACCAUUUUUACCACAAGGUUUGUCAUUUGCUUGAAACCUACAAUUUGGUCAUUGUGUUGGACCUUAUAUAACAAUAAUAUUUGAUGUAAUUCUUCUCAUCUGGACCAUCCAUCAUCUUAUUUAUUUCGUCUGGAUUAGGAUUUUUGACUGCUCUUCCAGCUGUAAUCGGAAAUAAUACUUUCCAACUUGUGACAACCCUUUUACAUUACACAGAUUUAUCUGUGUAACCAACUACAUAAGAGUCUUUUCAACGAUUGCUAUUACCGUCUUUUCGUGUCACUCUUAUAUUUUAACUGAUGGGCAUUACAAACAGUGCAUUGAAUAACCUAAAAAGCAAUGAACAUCUCAACAAAUUUGCUUCCAAUCAACAUAUACCUGUUGGGGAUUCCUUUUGGAACGAGAUGCUUAGCUUCUCAUUCACUAAAUCAAUUCGAACCUUAGAAGAGACGAGAGUUUUGGAGGAUUCAGUUUCACCACUAUUAAACUCUUUAUUAAGUCAUAAUUUAAAUUCUAACAACCUUGGUUCGCUGGUUAAAAUAUUCAUUAGCAAAUCAGCUGCUUUAAAAGAUGAACUCAACAAAGAGGCAAGUCAAAACAUUAUUAUAUGUCAAACUUUCAAUUCAAUGUUUGUCAUUAGGUGUUGUGCCAAGCACUUAGUUCAAACGCUCACAGAGGAAAAUGUUUUAAAACACUUCUUGGCUAGAAAAGAUGGAAAAGAGGGAAAUGAGACCGGAGUUGAGGUUAUGGAGUCUCUCAUUAAUAACUUGGUUUCUGUAUUAGUGGACAUUCCGUUAAGUGACUCUACAUAUGCCCUUCAUUGCGAGUGCAUUAAUUUAUUGCUGGUUCUCUUGUCCGUUCAGAUGUACUCAGUUAAACCAGCUAGCAAAUCGGUUAUUUACAGAUGCAUCAUGAAGAAAUGUGCAAUUCAUUCUCUAUUAUUAACAAAGUGUCUUAUUAAUAAUUUCAUCCGACAAGAUCUACCUCCUCGAGAAGAUGGUGGUUCCGUCAUUUUGGAUCUGGCUUCGGGUUUAUGGAGUGCCUUAACUUUAGGUUAUGGCAAAAACAACAACGAUGAAACUCUGAAACCUGUUCUAUCUAAAUUAAGUUUAUUUUUAUUAUUAGUUCUAACUUAUCAUUGCACCACUGACUCUAAUCCUUAUCGUGAAGCACUUUUCAAUUGCUGUGAUCUCCAAGUUGAUAGUAUUGGUGUUGCUGGUUUGGUUUCUGGUUUCAAAAUGAACUUUAAUCAACUUUUCUCCACCCUUUGUGCAACUCAAAACGAGGAUCAGUCAACACUUAUUCUUUAUUUACUCCUUUACAAAAAUCCCUCUUUCCGAGCCUUCCUUAUCAGCCGAACAUCACAGCUUGAUGAUCUGACUAUUCCUAUAUUGAAAAUUCUAUACCAUUCCGGUGAAAAAACGUCUCACCACAUUUAUAUGGCCGUCAUCAUCCUUCUCAUACUUAGUGAAGACGCACUUUUCAAUGAGUCAAUUCAUGAUAUUACUCUUAAGAACAUAACUUGGUACUCAGAACGAACUUUGCCUGAGAUUAGUUUGGGCGGUUUAAUUAUUCUGAUGAUCAUCCGAACAGUUCAGUAUAACAUUUCUAGGACAAGGGAUAAAUUCUUGCAUACUAAUUUAUUGGCAACUUUAGCUAAUAUGUCCAAUCAUUUUCGAAGAUUAAGCCCAUAUGUAUGUCAACGAUUGGUAACAUUGUUUGAAAAAAUAUCAAAAAAGUUGCAUAAGAUAUUGAAUAGUCAGAAUGCCAUCAAUGGAAAUGGAGGAGACUCGGGGGAAAAGUUGUCUGAUAAAGAUACUGAUGUGGCCUCAACAGUCGGGCCAUUAGAUCCAACACAAGAUACAUCCAUUUACGAAGAAGUUCUUCGCAUGCUGUUGGAAAUAAUGAAUUCCACUCUUUCCUCCCAAUUAAUUCACAAUCCUAACUUGGUUUAUACUUUGCUAUACAAUCGUCACGUAUUUGAACCUUUCCAAAGUCAUCCUUCAUUUCAAGAUAUUAUUAUGAACUUCGAUACAGUACUAACAUACUUUUCUAAUCGAAUCGCUGCUGCUGAGGAUUCAAAUACUUCAGUCGCUCAAGUGUACGAAAUCAUUCAAAACUGUUCUCUUCAAUGGCCAGCAGAUAAAAUGAAGAAAUUUCCUGAAUUAAAAUUCAGAUACGUGGAAGAUGAUCAACCGGAGGAGUUUUUCAUUCCCUAUGUAUGGUCAAUAGUUUAUAAAUCAUCGGGAAUCAAUUUCAACUCUCAGAAUAUACUAUUAUUCAAUCCUCACCGCAAUGUUAUUUGAAUCUUCACAUCAUUUUAUUUAAAAACUAAUUUUGCAUAGAUAAAUCAAAACUCGGUGGAAUAAAAAAUUGGUGAAAUUAAAAAAGCAAACAUAAAAAAGCACCAAGGAAACAAAAACAUGCAAUUGUUAUUACCUAAAAGUGCCUCAUUUCGUCGAGGCAAAUUGUUAGGAUAUUUUAUAUUCUAUUCCAUUGAAAUUCUACAAAAAAAACAAAGCAACAUAAGACCGGUGAAAAAUUAUGACUAAAGUAAAUCCGAAUUCUUGAAUUUAGAGCUUUAUCUGAUUUUUUGAACUAAGAAUCUACCUAUAGCUCAAGAUGAUGUAAAACAGUCAUCAAUUAGGUUAUUAAAAUUUUCAAUCAAUUAAGUAAGUCGCAUACAAAAUAGAACCAUGAAUUUUAUUUCUAUUUUAA